This is a messenger RNA of Cyprinus carpio (common carp), 3342 nucleotides long. RefSeq lists its product as uncharacterized. NCBI's taxonomy places the organism in Eukaryota, Metazoa, Chordata, Actinopteri, Cypriniformes, Cyprinidae. The record is from RefSeq and is a predicted model, not a curated record.
UUUGUCUCGCGAGAGUUGGUAGGGCUGCUGCUGUAGAAAUAAAACCUUCUGCUGGCUUUCACUUCUUGUCAUUCUGCUUCUUGUCACUUUAACGUUAAGUUCUCUGCUGAAACUGAAACGCUGUUCAACGGAUGAAGACCGAGCGCUUCGUAGACAGCCGAAAAUCCAAUCCCAGCAUGAUGAGACCAAACUUGGUUGUGCCAAUGUUUUGAGAGUUCUGUGGUUACAGGAAUGAGCUCUGCUCUCCGACAAAGGAAUCCUCACAGGACCUGUCGCACCAUUUUGGAAGUUCCUUCAGAACUUCACAAACCUGUUUCAGGUGACAAAGCUUCCCUCUUGCAUGGUAAAGGAACCAUGGUGUCUCAAGAGCUGAAUUCUGCAGAAUCACGUGUACGGAGAUCAACCAAGAAAGAGAAACAAAAUGCUCUUCCUGACCUGUCAGCUUGUUUACAGAAAUCAGCACAUCAACUAAAUGGACUGGUGUCUUCAAAGUCACAUGAACUUGAGGCGAUGGUGCUUCAAAAAAUGACCACCCCCAAAUGUCGAUCAGAGACAUUAAUAAUGUCUCGUAAGGGAAGAAAAAAUAAAGUCGUUCAACCCAGUGAGAAAGAAGAAGCUGCUAGCAAAGCUUGUUCAGAUGAACUGGGCCAUUCUGAACACAACUCUUGUCCAGAACAACACUUACGCUCUCAAAAAACAAAAGGGACAUGUUAUCAGCACUCUAAAAAAACUCAAAACAGUCGGACCCCCUCUGAUGUUUCUACAGGGCUUCACACAUGUACUACAUCUCCUCUUCAUGACGAGGAGAUCUCCUCCUGCCACACUAACGGUGAUUGUAGCUUUAUACCACGCACCCCGAAACGGGGCAGGCCCCGGAAAAGGCCUCUUUUCAGCUCCACACCGACCUCAGACUUCCAACCCCUGUCUCCAAAAAAAUCUAAGAAUCGUUGCACACAACAUAGUCAUCAGAAUGAAAAAGAGUCCAGUCGAGUAAAGACGCCUCCUACAGACGUUACGCCGUCUAGACCUCAGAGGCUCAUGGCAGCAGGGAGGCCAAGAGGUCGCAAGAAAAAGAACGUGAAGAAACAGCUAAUUGUCUCUCCAUCAGUGAAACAAUGCAGGAAGAGGGCAACAUCUGAUCUAGAAUCUCCUCAGGAAGAGCCAGCUGUUGAGAUGCUGCCUCCAAAUGAAGCUCACGUUGAAACCCACAUGCCAGAGCCACAGGAAUCAGAUCAAAACAUGUCCUCUGACCUCUCCAUUGAGCUCAGUCUGCAAGAGAAGCCUCAUCCUCUUAACAGCUCUCUCUUCAUGGAGGAAGAGGACCUAGACGACGAUGAUGAGGAGCUGCCCAGCUUUUUGCAACAGGACAAUAAAAAGCCUUUGUCAAUCUCAGAGGGACUUUGCGUGUGGUGCAAACUGAGGAAAUAUCCCUACUGGCCUGCAGUGGUUAAAAGUGUGAAUCACAAGAAUAAAAAAGCCAGCAUUGUAUUUAUUGAUUGUUACCUAAUCGACCAGAAGAGAAAUAGAAAAGGGUUUUCUGUUUCCCUGCGAAACUUAAAACCUUUUGAUUGUGAAGAAUGUGAACAUUUGGUGGACAUUGCAAAAGAGAGGUUUGGCAAUGCUGUUACCUGGUCUCUGGAACUGAUAUCAGACUAUAGGAUCCGCAUUGGAUGUGGAUCCUUCUCUGGCUCCUUCAUUGAAUACUGUGCUGCUGACAUCAGUUGUCCAGUGCGGAGGCAGUACUCCGAGGGGAAAUCUGUGCUCACCUUCCCCAGUCAGGGGAUUCUGGGUGUGCAGUGUGACAGCUCUGAAAAUAACACUGAGGACAUCAUCGUGGAAGAGCAAGAUGAGCUUCUCUCCAAGAAAGUGCUGCCCGACCGAUCCAAGGCUGCACGGAACCGUGCCAACAAGCAGUUGGUUGACUUCAUCAUCAGACGAAAAGUUGAAAACCGCUUAUUGGCAGUCAUUAGCGGUCGUGAGUCCUCUAAAUGGAUGCAUGCCCUCCAGAAGCCUUCUCCCCCAGUGGUUGAUGUCUACCUGGAAGAUGAGGAGCAGGUUGAUGAGGUUUACCGCUACCUGACCAAAGUCUGUGAUAGUGCCCCUCAAAUAAACACCUGUCUUGAAAACAUCCAGGCCGACCGGAUACGCCUUAUUCUUGAUGUGCUUCUGCCUGAGGCCAUAAUCUAUGCCAUUGCUGGAGUCCACAAGCUUUCCCUGGAGUUGGCAGAGGAGAAGUAUCGCAGAGGGCCGUGCUUUAGUAACAGAGAAAGACAGGAGUUUGACAUGAUGAUUGAACAGCAGGUGAAGCUCAAGGAAAUCACCCGGCAUCAUAUGCAGUGACGGCCCCUCUAUCUUAAAAAAGAAAUUAACUUUUAUCAAUUCUGUUCAUAUUUUUAUGAAUAGGAAUGUUUUCUUCAAUAUAUUGUCUUUCUAAUCAUAGUGUAUAAAAAAAAAUAUUGAAUGAUGGUUGAAUUGAAUGAUUGUUCAUGGCAAAACAGAUUUUACUGUUGAUUGUAAAUUAAUCUGAUGUUAAGUGUUUUUUUUUUUUUUUUUAAUCAAAUCUUUGAGACUUUAUAAGCUGAACAGUAUAUCUGUGAUGCUAAAGUCAGCAAAAUAUGGUGCUUUUAAUGUGUGCAGUGUAUAAUAAGUAAGUGCCUUGUGCUAAUACACAAAUACAUAAUUUUAAAAAUAAUGUAAUAUUCCUCAGAUUAACUAAAACCACACGUGGUUGCUUCUUGUUUUGAAAAUGCUUAAGUGUGUCUUUGGGUGUUUGUAACUCUUACUGAACCCUGUCAAGCUGCAUUUACCAGAGGUGGGACCAAAUAAUUGUUUUGCAAGUCACAAGUAAGUUUCGAGUCAAGACAUGUCCCGAGUCAAGGCAGGCAAAUUCAAGUCGAGCUGCAAAUCCUCAACUUUAAGAUUCAAGUCUUAACUCAUUAGUGCUUUUUGCCCAAAUUAGUGUCUCAGUAUUAUUUACCAUAUCAAAAUUUAUAUCAGGAAUGCAGGUGGAAUAUGUUUGACAUAGCAGGUGCCCUUAGUAAAACUACUCAAGUUCAAUUUAGGGACCUCACUAAUUUCCAAAGCCUGGCUACGGCCAUGGUCCACACCCCUGGCAUUUACAAUCCACACGGCUGAUGUCUUUAAAAAAUGUUGCCUUUUUUAGCCACCUUACAAUUUACGGUAAUGUUCUGUGCAUAGAAGCUUUUUCUACACCGAUGUACGAGAAGAUGCCAAAGUUGUUGCAUUUUACUGCAACUGAAUUCUGGUCUAAUGUACAUAAAAAUUUCAUUCAGGACUUUGCAAUUGAUGUUUAUCAAUAAAUCUUUAUUUUUCAAUACAUUA